Mytilus trossulus (common blue mussel) is the source of this 1149-nucleotide messenger RNA. Its product is annotated as sulfotransferase 1E1-like. Gene Ontology annotation, cellular component: cytoplasm. Gene Ontology annotation, molecular function: sulfotransferase activity. NCBI's taxonomy places the organism in Eukaryota, Metazoa, Mollusca, Bivalvia, Mytilida, Mytilidae. Gene Ontology annotation, biological process: sulfation. The record is from RefSeq and is a predicted model, not a curated record. Bases 114 to 1094 code for a protein of 326 amino acids. The transcript is spliced from 7 exons.
AUACUAUCAUUAUUGGUUCGUAAACAUAUACGUGUGUCCUACAUUUCAACCUUAAACGUGCAAGUGUGUGACAUUUGAUGGUAAAGAUUCAUUUUUGAUAUAACACUAAUACAAUGGGAGACAGAAAGUUAGAUGGUGAAUGGAAACCUGAAUUAAAAUAUGACUUUGAUCCGAUUACUAGUGACGAUGACAUUGUAACCGUUGACUUGGGUGGAACACCAAUACAAUGUUUGAAGAUAGGAGAUGCAUUACAGAAUUUGAAAACGGCUAAGUUAUUCCCAGAUUACAGAAAACACAUACCGAGUAUCAGAAAUAUGGAAAUGGAUGAUGAUGAUGUCAUAAUAUGUGCAUUUGCAAAAUCAGGGACACAUUGGUUAUGGGAAAUGGCUUCUAUGCUAAGAACCGGAAAGGCAGAUUAUCAUGGAAAAGAGAAAACUGCAGCCAUGUUUGAAUUCAUUCCUGCAGAAGUGUUGAGGGUGUCUCCAAAACCUCGUAUUUAUAAUACUCAUUUCGCGCCUCAAAGUUUACCAAAGCAGGCAUUUGAAAAAAAGUGCAAGAUUCUGUUCCUUCAAAGAAAUCCGAAAGAUGUUUUAGUGUCACUUCUUCCGUUUCUCCAAGGUCAUAACUUCAUAGAUUCAACGAUCAAAUGGGAAGAAUUUAUCUCCAAGUAUAUGGAAUUAGAAGUGGAAUCCUCUUUAUUGAACUGGUUUUACUAUACAAGACAGUGGUAUGAGUUCUUGAAGGAAGGACAUGACAACAUUUACUGCCUAUCAUAUGAAGACAUGAAAGACGAUCCAGUUACAGAAAUAUCGAAACUUGCUAAAUUUCUAGAAGUUGAAGCAAACAGUGAUUUGGUAAAAGAUAUAGCAGUGAAAUGUAGUUUCAAAAACAUGAAACAGGCAGCGAGUUCAAAGCAGGAAACGUUUGCAAUCACUAAUAAAGAACUUGCUAAGAAAAUUACAAACUUCACAUACAGAAAAGGUGAGGUUGGAGACUGGAAAAACUACUUUACGGUUGCUGUCAAUGAGAAAUUUAAUGCUCGGUUCCCCGAGAAGAUGAAAGGAAUUGACUUUAAAUAUCGCUUUUCUUUAUAACAUGUAACAUAUGCAUUCACUCAUAAUAAAAGACACAAAUAAUAACUUAUUUCCA